CGCAAGUGUAACGCUGUAAGGUGUUAAACAAGUAACCAUCUCUCAUUUGCCUAGACCACAUAUUGAGUGAAAUAUGAGGAGCAACCUGUUGCAUAAUUGUGUCCGACAUUUUUCGAGCGAAAAAAUCAUUCCACAAAUAUGUGUUAUCGGUGCUGGCCCGGCUGGCUUUUAUGCUACUCAACAUUUGAUCAAGACAUUAAAAGACGCAAGAGUUGAUAUAUUAGAUCGAUUACCAGUGCCAUUCGGACUGGUAAGAUUCGGCGUUGCCCCUGAUCAUCCUGAAGUAAAGAAUGUUACCCACACGUUUCAUAAGACUGCACAAAAUCCAAAUGUUAACUUCUUUGGAAAUAUUGACGUGGGAAGAGAUGUUACUAUAAAACAGUUGCGGGAGGCCUACCAUGUUGUUAUAUUGGCAUAUGGUGCAGAACAAGAUAGAGAAUUGCAUAUACCCGGUGAAAAUUUAAACAAUGUUAUAUCAGGACGUCGAUUUGUAGGCUGGUAUAAUGGCCUACCAGUCGACAAAGAUUUGAACAUUGAUUUGGAUGUCGACGAAGCUGUAAUUUGUGGCCAAGGGAAUGUUGCUAUGGACAUUGCUCGAAUUCUCUUAACUCCAAUUGACAAAUUAAAGAACACAGAUAUAACGGCACAUGCAUUGCAGCAGCUAGCACAUAGCAAAGUGCGUAAGGUCUGGUUAAUCGGACGCCGUGGACCUCUGCAAGCUGCUUUUACUAUCAAGGAGCUUCGUGAAUUGAUUAAACUUGAAAACUGUAGUACACAAUGGCGCAGUGCUGAUUUUCAUGGUGUAAGAGAUCACUUACCAAAUUUAGCACGACCACGGAAGCGUUUAACUGAGUUGAUGCUCAAGUCUUUGGAUGAAACUCCUGCUACCAAAUCCAUUUGUAAAAACGUAUUAGCUCCUAUAUUUUUCCGUGGUCCUGCGGAAUUUCAAGGCAGAAAUGCUGUAGAAAAUUUGAAAUUAAGCAUAAAUGAGUUAAGUGGCGAUAACACAACUGGACUUACUGCAACAAGUACAAACAGUUUUGAGAAUAUUAAGUGUGGCUUAGCACUAAGAUGCAUAGGCUAUAAGUCGGUUCAGGUUGAUCCUGACAUUCUGUUUGAUGCGAAGAAUGGCCGAGUCCUAGCCCAACAUGGUAAGAUAGCAGAAAAUUUUUAUGCUACUGGUUGGUUGGCAACUGGUCCUGUAGGAGUAAUAUUGUCCACCAUGACGAAUGCUUUUGAAGUUUCCAAUCGAAUAUGUACGGAGUUGAAAGUAGAAGACAGAAAACCAGGGUGGACCGAAAUCUCAUCUGUUUUAACUCGAAAUAAAGUACAAAUUGUCACGUACGAAGACUGGGAAAAAAUAGACCAAGUGGAACAGCAAAGAGGAAAAAGUGUUGGGAAACCAAGAGAAAAGAUUGUGGACAUUUCCGAAAUGCUUCAUAUAGCAUCUAAGUAAUGAAUAUUAAAUUAUAGUGAAGUAAGUUUAGUACUUUAUUUCUCUACU
This is a messenger RNA of Diprion similis, 1504 nucleotides long. RefSeq names its product NADPH:adrenodoxin oxidoreductase, mitochondrial (gene dare). Lineage: Eukaryota; Metazoa; Arthropoda; Insecta; Hymenoptera; Diprionidae. The transcript is spliced from 5 exons. Gene Ontology annotation, cellular component: mitochondrion. Gene Ontology annotation, biological process: ubiquinone biosynthetic process. The coding region runs from base 74 to 1456 and encodes 460 amino acids. The record is from RefSeq and is a predicted model, not a curated record.